AUGGAAAAUGGACGUAUUUUGUACUCGAGUGUGGAAACAUGCUUUUUACAUAUGCGUUUUCCUGAAGUAGUCGUGACAGCGUUGGUUGAUGCUAUUCUUGAUAGUGGUGCAAUCACUGUCAACAUUAAUAUAUUUAGUGACAAACUCGGAAAAGUAAUGGUUAAAAAAAUAUUUUCGCAAAACUACGCAAUGCUUGAAUCCGGUUUUGAUAUCGAUUGGGGCAAGCUGCCAACGCUUUCAAUUACAAUGUUUGCUCAAACCCCCGUAACUGAUGCCAAUUGCAAUUCCGUUGUAACAAUCAAGUUGGGUCCCAAAGACUAUAUACAGAGAGUUGACUCCAAACAUGUUGUGUUUAUUGUAGCAGCUGGUUCAAAUGAUUAUGCAAUUCUUGGUAUUCCAUUUAUGACCCAACUUGGAUUGACAUUUGAUCGAGCACAUACACGCAUUGGGUUUGGUCCUGGAUGUGGAUGUGAAACUGCAAGUAACAGGUAUCCUACUAUUUCAAACGGUGAUCAAGUGCUCUGGCCAUUACCACGUGUUAGAUUGCCUGAACAACCAACUACUUCAAGUUCAAGUGGCACAUUUAUUCGCAAAAGGAAACCAUAA
Batrachochytrium dendrobatidis JAM81 is the source of this 606-nucleotide messenger RNA. RefSeq lists its product as uncharacterized. The coding region runs from base 1 to 606 and encodes 201 amino acids. Gene Ontology annotation, biological process: proteolysis. The record is from RefSeq and is a predicted model, not a curated record. The transcript has 3 exons. Lineage: Eukaryota; Fungi; Chytridiomycota; Chytridiomycetes; Rhizophydiales. Gene Ontology annotation, molecular function: aspartic-type endopeptidase activity.